AUGGUAGCAUUUCCCCGUCCUGUGAUAGACUUCUCAAGGGAAAAUUUGGAGGCUGCAAGAACAAGUGGUUGGGCGAGCAGAUGCAAGGACGUGUUGAAAGCACUAGAGGAGUAUGGAUGCUUCGUAGCUGUUUAUAAUAAUGUUCCCCUUCAACUACAUGCAGACUUGUUCAACGUACUAGAAGAAUUGUUUGACCUUCCUCUUGAGACCAAAAGGAAAAAUGUUUCUGAUAUUCCUUUCGCUGGCUACGUUGAAAUAGAACCCACCCGGCCUUUCUACGAAUCCAUGGGAAUCAGUCAUGUAGAAAUGCUCGAAGGAAAUAAAGAUUUCACAAAAACCAUGUGGCCUAAAGGCAAUGAUAAUUUCUGCAAAAUUGUCCAUUCGUUCUCAAAGGCAGUGGAAGAGCUACAUAAAGGCAGUGGAAAGAGCUACAUUAAACUGCAUGGUGAAGAAGAUGAUUCUCGAUGGUUAUGGGAUGGAAAAGAAAGAACUAUCAAACUUGGGUUGUACCCUGCGAGUUACGGACAAAAGUUUCCUUACCAUACCAUACUUCAUCAGAAUGAUGUCAAUGGUUGGGAAAUUCAAACAAAGAAUGGAGAGUGGGUAGAUGUGGACUUAUCUUCUUCUUCAAAAUUUUUAGUCAUGGCAGGCGAAGGAAUCAUGGGGUGGAGCAAUAACAGGAUUGAUGCCUGUGAUCAUAGAGUGACAAUAAACAGAAAGGAGAAAAGACUCUCGAUUGGCCUAUUCUCAUAUGUCAAAGGAAUAAUAAAAGUGCCAGAAGAAUUUGUUGAUGAGGAGCAUCCAUUAAUGUAUAAACCCUUCGAUCAUAUUGGUCUGGUUCAUUUCUUUGGUACCCCUGAAGUUCACAAGCAGCACCGUACUUUGAAAGCCUAUUCCGGCCUUUGAGCUCCUUCUUCUCGCGCGUGCGUAUGCACAUUACCUAUCCAUAAGAUGUGUUCGUCUCUGAAUAAAUAUGGAAUUGGUAUUUGAAUUGGUAUUUUUUAUAUUAUUUGUA
Messenger RNA from Jatropha curcas, 1015 nucleotides. NCBI's taxonomy places the organism in Eukaryota, Viridiplantae, Streptophyta, Magnoliopsida, Malpighiales, Euphorbiaceae. The record is from RefSeq and is a predicted model, not a curated record.